Messenger RNA from Nematocida homosporus, 777 nucleotides. RefSeq names its product 20S proteasome subunit alpha 2. Gene Ontology annotation, cellular component: proteasome core complex; proteasome core complex, alpha-subunit complex. The record is from RefSeq and is a predicted model, not a curated record. The transcript has a single exon. The coding region runs from base 1 to 777 and encodes 258 amino acids. NCBI's taxonomy places the organism in Eukaryota, Fungi, Microsporidia.
AUGAACUCUGAAAUUAAGUACUCUAUUACUACAUUUAGCAGCAAAGGAACUUUAGCACAAUGUGAAAGAGCACUUACUGCCGCUACUAAAGGUGCUCCAGCUCUUGGGAUACGUGCUUCUAAUGGUUUAGUACUGGCUUCUUUAAAAAGAACGCCAUCUUUACUAGUUGAUAAGAAUCGGAUUAAGAAAGUGUUUAAAGUAUGUGAUGCAAUUAUAGGUACAUUUGCUGGAUUAAGUGGGGAUUUUAGGUUAGUACUGGAAACGGCUAGAGAAAUAGCAGUUGAUUACUACAAGAUUUAUGGCCGGUUUCCUUAUGUAGAUGCAUUUAUCAAGGAGUUCUCUAAGGUGGUGCAAGAGAAGACGCAAAAAGGUGGAUUACGACCGGUAGGAUGUAUUUGUUUAUUUGGUGGGUUUGCUCCGAUUAGGAAGGAGAUAGAGGCUGAUGAUGAAGGUCGGGUGGUGAUUACGGAGUUGGAUAGGGAGAAGAUGCAACCUUUGCUCUACCAGAUAGAUCCAUCUGGUUCGAUCAAGUGUGUCUUCUCAGCUGGAGUUGGGAAGUACUAUAAAGAGUCUUCUCAGUUUCUGGCUAAUCGCUGCAAUGCUGAAACAGAGAUUUAUGAUGCAGUAAGUAUUGCUAUUCUAGCCCUGAAUGAGAAUGCCGAAACGGCCUUAACAGAAGAGGACAUGGAUUUAUGCACAAUUACUCGGGAAGGUAUCAAAAUGUAUACGGCCCAGGAAAUCAAGGAGGUCAUUGAUAGCAGUCGUACUCAUCAUUAA